AUGGGGUUCGUGUCCAGCGUGCUGGUGGGGUUGGUGGUGGGCGUGGUCAUCAUGUACGCCUGGAACUACUUCAUGGCCGUCCGCCAGGCCAAGAGGAACGCCGUGAAGAGCGAUUUGAUGGCGGUGCAGGGAAUCGGGUUGAACGAGCUUAAAGCCAUCUGCGGGCCGCUCUGCCCCACCUGGGUCAAGUUCACCGAAUACGAUGAUGCGGAUUGGGUCACGCGAGUGCUAUCGGAGCUAUGGCCGCACAUCAACAAGGCGACGAGUCAGGUGGUGCGCGAGACCAUGGAGCCGAUACUAGAGGCGAACCGCCCGUCCAUCGUCUCGUCCAUGACCUUCCAUAAGUUCGAGCUGGGCAAGGACCACGAGAAGGCGCCUCACAUUGAAGGCAUCAAGCUGCACAAAACAGGCGUGGAGGAGGACCAGAUGAUCAUGGAUCUGCUCAUCCUCUGGCAGAGCGACGCCUCCAUCAUUCUCAACAUCAAGACCGCUGCUGUCACGCUGCAAGUGCAGGUGAAGAACCUGGUGUUCCGCGCCACGCUGCGCCUCAUCUUCCAGCUGGGCGAGCAGAUGCCCUGCAUCGACGCUGUCGUCGCCUCGCUGCUGCGCAAGCCGCGGCCCAAGGUGGAUUUUGUGCUCAAGGCGGUGGGGGGGUCGCUGGCGGCCAUUCCCGGGCUGGAGAAGCAGAUUGAUAACACGGUGGCAUCAGUGCUGGAGUCGAACAUAUUGUGGCCGGAGCGCAUUGUGAUCAAGCUCAACCCUGCCUUUGAUGAGAAGCUGCUGGAGAUGAAGUAUGAGGGCGAGUUGGUGGUGACGGUGGUGCGAGCAGAGGGGGUGAAGAACGUGGAUACACUGGGCAAGUCGGACCCCUACACCACCAUCUGGCUCAACCCCAAGCACAUGGCCAAGACGGCCGUGUGCAAGAACAACCUCAACCCCUCCUGGAACGAGACGUUUCUGCUUCCUGUUGAUGACCCGCACACCGCUGAGCUCACCAUUAAGGUGAGUCAGUGCGCGCUGGUGGUGCGGCACUGUCAAGGUCAGUGCGCGCUGCUGCUGGUGACGGCACUGUCAAGGUCAGUGCGUGCUGCUGGUGGUGACGGCACUGUCAAGGUCAGUGCGCGCUGCUGCUGGUGA
Molecule: messenger RNA, 1137 nt
Organism: Closterium sp. Yama58-4
Lineage: Eukaryota; Viridiplantae; Streptophyta; Zygnematophyceae; Desmidiales; Closteriaceae
Source: the annotation of a GenBank genome assembly